UCCAAUUGCACUUCAAUAACACUUUUCCUGGUCACUCCCUCAGUUGAUGCCGAGCUACUCCAUUCUCCACUACACUAUCUCACUGUUGUUUUGCUGCAUUCUAUUACUAUUAGCUGAAACGAAAAAAAGAAAAGAAAAAAACCCAUCUUCCAAAUUCUCCAGUAGGCACUGAAAAAUUCCAAAAACAAUGUGGAGGAAUUUACAUAGAAAAAUCACAAGAUGUAUUGAACAAAAAACUACAUUUCAAAACACAAAUUAUUAUUGCAACUCUCCUCAACUUCCUCAGAAUCACCAAAUCUUGGUCCAAGAACUCACCCAAAUUCUCAAACACAAGAAAUGGAAAAGCCUAAUUGAAUCCUCCUCAUACUCAAACCUACGCAAGAAUCUAAACCCACAUGUAAUUCGCUCAGUUCUUGGCCAACAACAAUUGACUGACCAUCUUGAACGUCUCCUCAGCUUCUUCCAAUGGUCAAAACACAAAGUUGGUAUUGACUCAGAUUUGAAUAUUCACUCAUAUUUAGCUGCUCUUUUAUGUAGUAAUAGCUUGUAUGGUCCUGCUAAUACUGUUCUUGAAGUUUUGAUCAGUUUUGGUUUGCCCCCUUCAGAUGUUUUGAGUUCUAUUCAUAAUUGUAAAAAAGAAUUUGAUGGGUCAAGAAAAAAAUUUGAUCUUGGGAUAUUUGGGUUGUUGAUGGAUAAGUAUAGGGAAAAGGGGUUCUUGUUUGAAGCUUCUAAUGUUGUUUUUGCUCGUAAAGAUCUUGAUUAUGUGCCUAGUUUGUUGUAUUGUAAUCGUUUGUUGACUGAUCUGUUGAAAGCUAGCAACUUUAAAUUGUUUUGGCAAGUCUGUAAUGCGAUGCAUGAAGCGGAUGUAAAGUUCGAUGCCUUUGCGUAUACGAAUAUGGUGGAUGCUCAUUGUAGAGAGGGGAAUGUUAGCGAGGCCAAGAAAGUGUUUGCUGAGAUGGAAGAGAAGGGGCAUUGUCCGAAUAUGUUUACUUACAAUUUUUUGAUGAAGGGUUUGUUUAGAGGUGGACAUGUAGAUGAGGCACUUGAGCUUAAAAAUUGCAUGUUAGCCAAGUCGUUAGUACCUAAUAUUUAUAUUUAUACCACGAUUAUUGAUGGGCUUUGUGUUGCGAAUAGAUUUAGAGAGGCGAUAAUGGUAUUAACUGAGAUGAAUGAGAGGGGAGUGAAGCCUGAUACAGUUGUUUAUGAAGCUUUACUUAAUUGUUACUUGAAACAUGAUGAUGUGGACGAGGCUUUCAAAUUGAAGGUUAUAAAGGACGCUAAAGGCGUUGAUUUAGCCCUGUAUAAUACACUUCUUCGUGGCCUCUGCAAGUGUGGUAAGAUGGAGAAGGCACAAGAACUUGUGGAUGAGAUGACUAGAGAAGGUAUCGAGCGUGAUUUGACCACUUAUACCUUGUUGAUUGAGGGACAUUGUCGUCAAGGUUGUAAUGUCGCUACGGUUUUGGAGCUUCUUGAAGAAAUGAAGAAGAAAAAUCUGGCUCCUGUUGAGUCAACCUAUUGUUUGAUAAUUGAUUGUCUCUGCCGCAAUAAAGAUCUGAACAUGGCUAGGUCUUUUCUUCAAGACUUGAUAAAGGAGAAUUGGAAGCAAAAUGUUCAUACCUGGAGAACUUUGUUGAUGACUAAUGCUCGUAAAGGCCACUCACAACAGUUGAGGAUGACUUUGGAAGCAAUGCACGAGCAGGGGAUUGAGCCAGCUACUCCCCAUUACAAUAUUGCUAUAAAGGGACUCUGCAGAGCACGGAAGAUGAACACUGCUCACGAUUGUUUGGUUGAAAUGCUGGAUAGAGGCCUGAAACCUGACCAGUAUACUUAUGAAGCCUUCAUUAUUGGAUAUUGUGGAACGGGGGACUUGCAAAAUGCAGAUAGCUACUUAUCUCAGAUGCUACAUCAUGCGUUUAAGCCCAACAAAGCUAUUUAUAGUGCUUUGAUCAAUGCAAACUGCAAAAGAGGUAAGGUAAGUGAAACUUUUGGGGUAUUUAGAAGUAUGCUUGCGCUGGGGGUUCUGGAAGCACGUGAGGCCUACCUUGUCCUCCUUCGCUGUCUGUUGGUGAAUGGAAAAAUGCUAGAAGCAGCUGAAGUCAUUUCAGAACUUCACGGCAAGAAUCUAGUUGGUGACGUUUCCUCGUAUGAAGCUCUCAUCUGUUAUUUCGUUCAACACUGUGAGAUUGAAAAGGCCUUUACCCUUUAUGAGGAAACUCAAAACAGAGGUAUCCGUCCCAGCUUACGUACUCGCAAUCACUUAAUUGUUGGGCUCUUUAGAGCAGGUCAAACUGAGAGAGCUAAAAUGAUAUUAGAUGUCAUCUUAAAAGAAGGUGCAAGACCAAAUAGAGCGACAUACACUGCCGUGAUAUCUGGUUUAGCUAAAGGAGGACAGUUGUCCGAGGCAUUUGUCUUGUUUGACUCUAUGAUACUUAGGGGGAUGUCUCCACGUAGGAUCGUUUAUAAUGCUCUUUUUGAUGGAUGCUGUAAGACUGGGAACUUGCAGAAAGCUCAGGACUUGCUUCAGGAAAUGUUGCAAAUGGGAAUAGCUUCUACUAAAGCUUUUAACACAUUGAUUGAUAGAUUUUUGACGAAUGGAAAUGUGCUGGAAACUAUGCAGUUGCUGGAAAAGAUGAUAGAGGGAUGCGUUGAACUUGAUCAGGACACGUACGCGACGCUCGUUGAGCGCCUAUGCAAGGAUGGACUGAUGAAGGAAGCAGAAUUGGUGAUAUCACAAAUGCAACAAAGGCAUCUCUUGCCUACCAGUGCAACUUACAGUAGAAUUUUUCAUGGCUAUCAUGUGAUAGGUGAGAGAUCAAGACCUUGUGCCUUAUUCCGAGAAAUGGUGAAAAAGGGUAUCAAUCCCGAGAACGGCACUCAUUCUAUUGUUCUGGAUGCUUUCUCUAAGGAAGGGAACUUACUUGAUGCAUUCGAGUUAUUUAUAGAAAUGUUGGAGAAGGGCAUGCCUCUAGACGUAAGUGCCUGUGAGUCACUGAUUGAAGCUUUAUGCUUGGAUAGGGAGUAUGAUAAAUCAUUGGAAUUUCUUCUUGAGUUGGGGGAGAAAGGGUUUGUGCUCAAUCGUAUGAGCUGUAGUGCUAUAGCUCGUAGUUUUUCGCUGAAAGGUGAUACUGAUACAGACGAAGUAUGCCAGGUAAUCACGGCUAUGGCAAGAUUUGGUUGGAUUUCAGACUCCACUACUUUCUCUGAUUUACUUAAGGAUAGUAAAGUAGGUUCUUUAGUGACCGAUGAUGAUGAAAAUGAUUCGUCCGAGGAGCAUGCUGUGAGAAACCAUAAUACUGCUUCAUCUGAGGAUGCGGAAAAUGUUUUGAAGCAAGUGGGUUGAAUACUCUGCAUUCAUGACGCAAUGAAAAGAGCUACUUCUCGGGAAUCGGAAGACAGCAAGAGAUUUCACCACAGGCAUAGCUACACUAGAACCAAUUCAAAUUGGAGGCUUCUAGGCUAAAAUGGAGCUGCUUCUAGUACAUAAAAUGUUGAUCACUUCAUGAGGUCUCCAUUAACAACCGAACCUGUCAGCUCAGACAAGAGGAAGCAUAUUUUGUUCCGCUCGAGUUAAGGAGAGAGUUUCCUAAAACCUUCAGGAGUAGUUUCAUAACAAACAAGAAAAGUAAAGAAUAGAUUUAAAUUACUGUUACAUUUUCUUACUCUUCUUGAAGUUUACAAAAAAGAGGAAGAAGGCUACUUAACCAUAGCAAGAUGUUGUUGCAAUGUAUAAUUGUAUAUGCGUAGGGGUGGCAAAAGUAGCCCAAACCCAUUUGACGCGCCCAACCCGCCCAGGUUUUAAUGUGCGUUAGUGCUAAGUGGUGCAGCUUGUUGGUUCUCCAUAUUGACAAGGCAUUCUUAAAGCUAAAGGCUCAUAGCUCUUUGAUCAAAUUGUUUUAACAUUUGCCUACUUAGUGUUUUCCUGUUUUUAUUAUUUUUA
This is a messenger RNA of Nicotiana attenuata, 3937 nucleotides long. RefSeq names its product pentatricopeptide repeat-containing protein At5g61990, mitochondrial-like. Lineage: Eukaryota; Viridiplantae; Streptophyta; Magnoliopsida; Solanales; Solanaceae. Bases 188 to 3340 code for a protein of 1050 amino acids. The transcript is spliced from 2 exons. Gene Ontology annotation, molecular function: protein binding. The record is from RefSeq and is a predicted model, not a curated record.